Anopheles moucheti is the source of this 3940-nucleotide messenger RNA. It is a transcript of the gene atl, whose product is annotated as atlastin. The transcript has 8 exons. Gene Ontology annotation, molecular function: GTP binding; GTPase activity. The record is from RefSeq and is a predicted model, not a curated record. Gene Ontology annotation, biological process: endoplasmic reticulum organization; protein homooligomerization. Lineage: Eukaryota; Metazoa; Arthropoda; Insecta; Diptera; Culicidae. Bases 524 to 2146 code for a protein of 540 amino acids.
CAUGCCCCAGAGUUGGGUCGACUUUUUCCAUUGCAGCGAAAGAGUUUUGUAAGUUGUCGAUGAAUUUGACAAAAACUACGUGUCGUAAAAUGUGUUGCGUGUUUUAGAUAGCGUAAAGAAGCUUCUGAACUGUCGUACGGACGCAUGAAACAGUGUAUAAAAAAGUCGCACUCGUGGUCUCUGUGCAUCGUGUCAUAACUUGUGUUUUGUUGAAGUUGGAAGCCCAUCAUCGCCAGCCAGCACACCACACACCAUCGUCAACCCGAUUGUGUGUAAAGCAAAAGGAGAAAAAUAAAUUGACGACCCAGGUUCUUUAUCGAUCGCAAACAAACAUAGAUGACGAACACGUUUUGAACGUUUGAUCAUCCUCUGCGAAACAAGGAAGACGAGUAACGAACAGCAAGCAAGCGAAACAGCUGUACAGUUAGUGUAAAUUUUAGAUAGUUAUAAAUAAUAGUGCAUCAUUUCGGACAUAUUGAAUUGCGUGCGGAUACCGACGGCAUAGUGCAUAAACGGCCACAUCAUGGAGGCAAGGCCGGUACAGGUAGUGGAGACAAGCGAAGAUCACAGCUUUGUCCUGAAUGAGGAAGCACUGUCGGAGAUACUGCUGCAAGACAGCAUCAAAGACCGCGCGAUCGUAGUGGUGUCUGUGGCCGGAGCAUUCCGGAAGGGCAAAAGCUUCCUGCUGGACUUUUUCCUCCGCUACAUGUACGCUAAGUAUGUGCAUCAUCAGAGCGUACUCGAGUGGUUGGGUGACGAAACGGAACCGCUGUCCGGAUUUUCGUGGCGUGGUGGUAGCGAACGUGACACAACAGGCAUCCUGAUGUGGUCCGAUAUAUUCCUGCACAACAGAGCCAAUGGCGAGAAGCUGGCAAUAAUACUGAUGGACACACAGGGCGCCUUUGACAGCCAGAGUACCGUCCGGGACUGUGCAACCGUGUUCGCGCUUAGCACCAUGCUGUCCUCCGUGCAGAUUUACAACCUGUCACAGAACAUUCAAGAGGACGAUCUGCAACACCUACAGCUCUUCACGGAAUACGGUCGGCUAGCACUGGCCGAUUCGGGCAAGAAGCCGUUCCAGCGGCUCCAGUUUCUGGUGCGCGACUGGAGCUUCCCGUACGAGGCCGAAUAUGGUGCGCUCGGUGGGCAGCUUAUUCUACAGCGACGGCUCGAGGUAUCGGACAAACAGCAUCCGGAGCUGCAAUCGUUGAGGCGCCACAUUACGUCCUGCUUUUCGGAAAUUGCCUGCUUUCUCAUGCCCCAUCCCGGCCUAACGGUGGCAACAAACCCCAGCUUCGACGGGCGCCUAUCGGACAUAACGCCCGAGUUCAAACAAAGUUUGCGCGAACUGGUACCGAUGCUGCUGGCGCCAGAAAAUUUGAUCGUGAAAGAAAUCAACGGCCAGCGGGUGAAGGCACGCGACCUGGUGCAAUACUUCAAAUCGUACAUGGCUAUCUACAAGGGUAACGAACUGCCGGAACCGAAGAGCAUGCUGGUGGCAACGGCCGAAGCAAACAACUUGACGGCAGUAGCGGCCGCGAAGGAAAUUUACGCACAGCUCAUGGAAGAUGUGUGCGGUGGCACUAAGCCGUACCUCAGCACGGGCCAUCUAGACUCGGAACACAACCGUAUCAAGGAGAAGGCACUGCAUCAGUUCUCUUCGAAACGAAAAAUGGGCGGUGAAGAAUUUUCGGAAAAGUACCGCGAAAAGCUGGAGCAAGAUCUGGAUGAAACGUUCGUCACGUUCCGGGCGCAUAAUGAAAGCAAGAACAUCUUCAAAGCUGCCCGAACGCCUGCCGUGUACUUCGCCAUCGCGAUAGUCAUGUACAUCAUGAGUGGCAUCUUCGGACUUGUUGGGCUGUACACGUUUGCCAACUUUGCCAAUAUGAUAAUGGGCAUUGCGCUGAUCACUCUAGCGUCCUGGGCCUACAUCAGGUAUAGCGGCGAGCUGAGCGACUUUGGCGUCCGGUUAGAUGAGAUCGCGAACCUGCUGUGGGAAAAUAUGAUGAAACCAAUCUACCAGUCAUGCAUGGAGAAGGGCAUCCAGCACGUGGCGUCGCACGCGACAGAGUACGCGAUCAGCGGCGGUACAACAGUCGGCAGUGCCGGUAGCCGUCAGCUGAACGGCAAGGUGAAACACUCUUGAGAGUACGCUCCUAGCGCUUCCACGUCCGAGCACCGCAGCCAGUGGUUAACCGCGUCAACCGACAGCACCACCACCAUCCGCUGGCGACCCUGGCGAUGGUCUUGGAGGUAUCGUAACGAGGCGACUGCUGCCACGAUAAACGCAACAGCGACACAAUCGUUCCACCAGCCAUCGCUGACAAACAAUAACGCACCCGAUCGGACAUUCGCGUACUGUGUGGCCGCUGCGGAGGGUGACAACCAUAAAGCAGCACCAUUAUCGUCAUCACCCUUCUAUCAUCGAGGCACCAGCAACAGUAACAACAACACCAAUGGUCUGACUAGCAGCAGAAGCCAUAGCGGCAGUGGCACGGGCAGUGACAGUGACAGCAGUAGUGAUAGUGGCAAUGGAGCCGUCCCGAGCGAUGGCACUAGGUUUAGUAAAUUUAUCAAUAGCAUUAAGUACGCCCUCGGCAGUAGUAGUGGUGGCAGACAGCAGCGCGGUACUGCCGUGCUGGUGGGUGACCAUGAAAGCAGCAGCAGCAGCAGCCGAAACAGCAGCACGCGACCACUGGUGAUCAAAUCAACGUCCGUCAUAAAACGGUCGGCGCACAGUUGUGGUAGUAGCGCAAGCGAACUCACCGAUGGUACUAAACGAGGAGGACGUCACAAAACAUCAGCGACACCGGAUGCUGUUACGCCGGUGGCAAACGGAAUCCGCAACAGCCGGCGCACAUAAGGGUGAACCGGAAGAGAACCGGGGGGAGGAGGUGGUUCACCACCACCCAAGGCACAUUUUUCAUUCGAGAAUAGAGAAAGGCGCGCUUUUUUGCUCAGCAUCGUUAAAACUAUUAUAACCCUGUUAUAGACAACACAAACACCUUUAUUACCUGUUGCGUAGAUCGGGGAUCAUUCGGAAUGUGGUACACACGGUCUUCGAUCGUUCCUUUCGGGGUAUUUCUUUACGUUAACUUACUUUGUUGAACCCCACCCGACACACCGUUUUGUUGUUACUGCUGAUUUGUUUUAUACUCUAUAUUUACACUGCAUUUUUUGUUGUUGUUGUUGUUUUGUUGGAAGUAACAAGCAGAAUGGAAGCGGAGAUUGUGCAAAAGAAGGGCAUAUAUGCGAGCCAAAACGAAACGACGGUCGUAUGGGAAGAAUUAAAAGUGUUAUUGUGCCAAAAAGGGAGAGGAAAAUAAGUGUACGUUAGGCAGCUGCUGGAGAAAGUUGAUAUCUUACAACAAGGGCAAUAGAAACAAAGCGUCUCGAGAUGUAUAAAAUGCGCUCUAUCCCAUAAUUUUGUUUGUUACUUGUUAAAACCCAAACCCGCUCAAAUUCGAACACUGGAAUCGUAACCGUGUUCUUUCGGCUCCGCUUGCAUUGCAUAUUCUGUAUUAAGCGUAGGCGUUUCUUUUAAUUUUCUUGCCAACACAGCAGACAAAACGUUGUUGGGAAAACGGGAGGACGACAUUCGAAGGGCACUCACUCCUGAAGCUGGCGACGACGACCACGACGACAACGGUGACUGCAAAGCAGCGUUGUGAAUGCAUGUACGACACGUUUAUAAUUGUGUAUCGUGACGAUGACAAAAAAACAAACACAAAGCAAGGACGCGAAAAACGCAGGAAACGAUUUUUGUCAGAUCAUUACCCACACAUCUCGCCAUUUAAGAAAGCAUAAAGAUUUUUUUUUGAUUUUGAUAGGAAUUUAUUAUUAUUUUGUUACAUUGCGCGUACCAACGCCGUUAGUUACGAUAGAAGGGUGCAAAGCAAAACGUUUAAAGAAUUUCUUGUACAUAAAACAAAAAUCUAUU